Molecule: messenger RNA, 2391 nt
Organism: Colletotrichum gloeosporioides
Lineage: Eukaryota; Fungi; Ascomycota; Sordariomycetes; Glomerellales; Glomerellaceae
Exons: 3
Coding region: 1-2391 (796 amino acids)
Biological process (GO): aromatic amino acid catabolic process; positive regulation of transcription by RNA polymerase II
Cellular component (GO): nucleus
Molecular function (GO): DNA-binding transcription factor activity, RNA polymerase II-specific; zinc ion binding
Source: RefSeq, a predicted model, not a curated record
AUGAAUGGUGGAUCAAGGGCCGAACUUGGGGAUGACUCGGCACCGCAGGAGUCCCCACGGUACAGACGGACAUAUGUGGCUUGUGAUUCUUGCCGAGCUCGAAAGGUUAGAUGCAACAUGGGAGAGAAGCCGCCUUGCGCGAAGUGCAAACGAGAACAUCGCGACUGCCGAUUUGACCGUCGCCCCAGAACCGUGAAACAUAGAGAUGUCCCGGCCUGGGCAGGAUCGACAACAUCGCAACGUUCAACGACAUCACCGGCACAUCAGAGUUCAUCCGACGUAGCCCAGGCGGUUUCCUCGGCAGCAUUGACUCAAGCCGAUGUUCGACCUCAUCAACAAGAGGUCUCUCCUGAAGACACUAUUCCAUCAACCGAUCCUGAUAAGCACCCCAUCGCAUGGCCUCAGAGCUCCCUUCCGGACAGCAGGUCAAUCUCUGACAGAGUCAUGUCGAGUCUUGUGACGGGUUCUAAUGAUGCGCUCGACGUGUUGUCUGACGCGGCAAACUUGCUUCAUCACAAUACGGCAUCACCUGCUUCUGGGCCACCCACACAAACAACUCUGGCCAUGCAAGAUGUCCCAGUCGCUGUCCCUGCGGCUAGGAGUCCAGGCUGUCAGAGCGGAGCGGGGUUCAACAUCAUAUCUCUGUCAGAGCCGACUGAUGCCAUCCUGGACAUGUGGGAUAAAUGCAGAUUUGUCAGACAAGGCUGGUUUACCUCACAAGAGGCCGUCACAUAUGUUGAUCUAUUUUACAAAUACCUGUCUCCAUGGUCACCAGUCGUCGUUGAUCAGUAUUGGAAUCACGAAGCACACACCGCUCUCAUAUGUGAAGAGUCAAUGCUUUGUUGCACCAUAUUGAUGAUCUCUUCACGAUUCUUCAUGCUACCAGGCGCAGGCGGAGUAUCUAGAAGCCACCUUAUACACAACCGUCUUUGGCAGUAUUGCGAGUCCCUGAUAAAGCGAAUCAUACUCGGCCAGGAGAAAGUCUCAUCCGCCAAAAUGAGAAUCAUUGGAACUAUUGAAAGUUUAUUACUGAUAUCGGAUUGGCAUCCCCGCGCUGUACAUUUCCCACCGGAUACAGAGGGUUGGGAUGCCGUGCUAGUCGACACCGAAUACGAUCGCCAAAAUCGCAAGCGUACAAAUAAUGAAGAACCACUCCUCCGGUGGCGUAAAGAUGUAUUCGAGCCAGCAAAAAGAGCCAGUCGGAUGUCUUGGAUGCUUCUUGGCUUGGCGACAAAUCUCGCAUAUGAGCUUGGGAUUUUGUCCAGCGACCAUCAAGGAGACGCAUCUGGCCUCAAUAUAGCUGAGCGUCGGAAAUUCCGAGCUCAAAAGCUUCUUUACACCUACAUGACACAGACAGCGACACGACUUGGCUAUCAAACCGUGUUCCCAGAAAGCAUUUCAAUUGUAGUCGCCCGAUCAUCAAUGCGACAUAUAGACGACGAGGCACAGGUUUCAUGGAACACUCACAUGGAUGCGUACCUGGAGCUUACCCGGCUUUCGAAAGUGGCAUCGACAAUGUUCUUUCAGUCCAAAAAUCACCUGGAGGCUGUUCUUCAAAAUGAUAACUACCCCGAUCUUCUGGAGCACUUUCUCGCCUCGCUGUCGACCUGGAAUAAUACGUUUGGGUCGACUCUGACAGUUUCGCAAGAUACUCACGAACCUCUCAAAGACUCGCUGCUCAUUGAAUUGUACCACCUAAAAGCCUGCAUUGGUUCUAUUUCCAUACAGGCAGUAGUAAAACGGGCAACUGUUUCGGGGUCAGUGCGGCCACAUCAAGACGGUCUGGCUUCGUACAUGACCGUUCAAGACGCGAAAUUUUUGCAAAGUGUCCUUUCAGAUAGCUGUCAGGUGCUAGAAAUGGUAACCGAGAGACCAUUCAGGGAACAUUUGGCAUACGCUCCUGCCCGUAUCAGACUGAACGUAAUUUCAGCGUCUGUUUUUCUGCUAAAGGCUAUCAGCCUUGGAUCACCAGCAACAGAUGUGGAUGGAGCUCUGCGUGCGCUGGAUCGGUGCACUUCUACCCUAAAGAACUAUCCGCCAGACGACAUGGACUUCGCGAUGAGAUACGCUGAUCUUAUUGAAAGACAUGCGUCAAGUCUCCGUGGCACGCUGUCAUCGAUGUCUCAACCUUUGAGAGAAGGAAGGAGGCCGAGCCAAACCUUGCCACAUGGCCAUAUGAGCAGUCUGUAUAGCGGACUUGAUCUCACAGCUUCUCAUUCAGAGACGACAGCGACAACUGAAGCAGCAUUACUGGAUCAGUCGGGGUUUUGGCGAACGUGGCAAUUUGACUCCAGCAUAGCUCCAUUUGGCGAUACAGCUGAUCAGUUAUCCCACGGUUUCGAUGUUGAUUCUCUCAACUUCUUAUGGAACCUGCCGGAUAUUAGCUCGUGA